Molecule: messenger RNA, 642 nt
Organism: Rotaria sordida
Lineage: Eukaryota; Metazoa; Rotifera; Eurotatoria; Philodinida; Philodinidae
Source: the annotation of a GenBank genome assembly
AUGCAUAAUCAAAAAUCGAGUUAUAUCAAUUGGUCAUAUAGUGGAUCAACAGAUAUGUCGUUUGGAACUGGUGCAACAACUUCUGAAAAGAUACUUGGAUAUGGAGCAGGUCUCAUUGCUUUGGCAUUUUAUAGUUAUUUCUUUUUGAUGAAAAUCUAUCCUUGGAAUUCUUGGCAAUAUCUUUUAGCUUCUCUAUUAGCUUUUGAUAUUGCUGGAGGUUUAGUUUGUAAUUGUUUAAAUUCAUGUAAACGUUUUUAUUCAACUUCCCUUCAAUCAGAAGAAACUUCAAUUACAGUACGAUUAUUAAAACGACAUUGGUUCUUUACAAUAAUACAUAUUCAUCCAUUGAUUAUCCAAUGUUGUUUUGGAUCAUCAUACAUUGGUAUCUAUGGAAUAUUCUGGUAUUUUGCACUUCAAUCUAGUGCAUUUAUUGUGAUGAAAACACCAUUGUAUUUACAACGUCCAAUGGCAAUGUUACUCUGUUUAAUUGCUUUGCUAUUUAAUUCUUAUAUUAUUCGAGCAUUGAAUGGAUUUGAAUGGUUGAUUCCUGCCCUUUUCAUUAAGAUUGUUUAUGGACAUUUAGUUCAGGAAGAACCCUAUCGACCUUUAACAGAGAAACAUCUUAAUCAUUCAUCAAACUAA